Molecule: messenger RNA, 678 nt
Organism: Lactuca saligna
Lineage: Eukaryota; Viridiplantae; Streptophyta; Magnoliopsida; Asterales; Asteraceae
Source: the annotation of a GenBank genome assembly
AUGGAUCCUGGGGAUAUUCUAGCUGCUAUAAAAGAAGAUGUUAACGUUGCUGUGGAUGCUGCUCACAAAGCUCUUAAACGUAAUGGAGGGAAAGAGUGGGCAUCAAGAUCAGGAGCUCAUCAUGUCAAGUAUUUGCGUGUUAUUGCUUCAAAGAUAGUGGAGAAAAAAUAUGAAUUGGCAAAACUUGAAGCCAUCAAUUGCGGCAAACCACUUGAAGAAGCAGCUUGGGAUAUGGAUGAUGUUGCUGGAUGCUUUGACUACAAUGUUGAUCUUGCUGAAGAGUUAGAUAGAAAGCAAAAUGCAUCUGUUAGUCUUCCAAUGUUGAUCUUUCCUAGUGCAUCUCCUUUCCAUGUGAAAAAGAAAGAAACAGAGUGCAGUCUCGAGAGUGAUGCAAGCUCUUCUCUUUUAAGAUGGAAGAAAAAAUUCAUAAAACAUAGACAAAUGGUAAAACUCAUAGAGGUGCAGAAUGUCCAACAUAAAGCUCACAUUUCCGAGCUUAAUCUGCAUGUUGAAGCUCAAGCUAGAGAAUACAAACAAACGUUUAAAGCAUUGGAGGCAAUGGCUGUUGCUGAACAAGUCAAAUCAGAUGUUUUUGUUUCCCACAUCUCAAAAUCACCAUCAAAGAAACUAGAAAAGAAUGGAUCAAGAACAAGAGGUUCUGGUUCCCCUUUUAAAUGA